CAACAAGAUAGCCAUCCUAGGGACCAAGGAUGUUGAGAACCCACCCCGGGGGAAAACUCUUCAACUCCAGCAGAUGAUUAGGACAGCAGCCACUAACUAUCUGAAGGAACAGUUGAUAUCACUUAAAACAUUGCCAACUGAAGCUGAGUUGAAAUCUCUCCAGGAUCAAAGAAGACAAGAGAUGUCUGCACGUAUUCAGCAGGAGAAACAGUUGGCAGUCCUUGAAGCCCACCAGGCUGAGAUGCAACGGAGGAGAGAUUCUCCACAACACAGAGAUCUUCAUCGUAGCUUAUCACCUAGUCAGAAGAAGCCUGCAGAUCAGAUUGCAUCUGAUACAGGUUGGGGUCCAGAAGCUGCCAAGAUGUUUGAGUCAGAAGAUCCAAUGAUUCAGCAGAUGAAUAAUAUCAGAAACUAUAUAAAGCAAGCGAGAUCGGCUCACAAAUAUGAUGAAGUUGCAACAUUAGAGCAAAACCUGCAGGAGUUGAAGGAGGCAUAUUGGAAGCAGCAGCAAGAACAUGGCGAGUCCUGAGAGAGAAGUUAUUCAUGUGAUUAGUAAAUAUUCUUUGCAUUCAUCUGUCCACAUUUGAAUUUAACUGUUUAGUAUCUGUGGUUUUGGGGUACCCAUGAAAACUAGUAAGGUUGAUUAAAAUGUGUUUAAACGAAACAUGUAGUCAAGUCAGUAUAGGUAAGCAUUUAUCUGAUAAUGGUAUAAUUUAUCUGGUCUAAAAUGCUUUAUUACCACUGCUUUUCAAGUUUGCUUUAGAAUAUGUCAUUAGGAAGGUCCAGGAAAACCAGACGGGACUGAAAUUAAAUGGGACACAUUACCUGCUGGUUUAUGCCAUUGAUGUAAAUCUUAGUUGAUGCUAGUAAGGAGGUUCGAAUAGAAGUAAACACAAGAAGAAUAAGCAUAUAUUGCUGUCUUGUCACCAGUGUG
Messenger RNA from Cryptotermes secundus, 934 nucleotides. It is a transcript of the gene Rbsn-5, whose product is annotated as rabenosyn-5. The record is from RefSeq and is a predicted model, not a curated record. Lineage: Eukaryota; Metazoa; Arthropoda; Insecta; Blattodea; Kalotermitidae.